GAGAAGAGAGAGCCACACACUUCAAGAGAGAGGUGAAGAAAGAAGUUGGCCGCAAGUUCGUUUUCCAGUAGACAGGGUUGCUUGUUUGAUCCAUAACUUGAGCUUCACUCGUCCAAAUAAGUCGUAUGAGAUACCAAAAGAAAGCUCUCAAGACUCGGAAUCCGUGAAGGUUUGGUUAGCAUCAAUCGGAGUAGUGGAAGGCUUCCAAAUCGUCCGAGCAAAACACAACCUCGCAGAAACGGAUUUACUCUCCUAAAGAAACGAGCUAGCCGGAAAACACCCAUUCUAGGGGCUGUUUUCGUAUCAACGAUUAGGGGUUGAGCUAGCACCUUGAGAAGGCUGUUUAACACUCAUUUCUAAGCAAGGAAUCAGUUCUCAAAAUUCCUUGGCCGAGGCUUUGGUCAUUGGAUCGAGGAGGAAAGUUUUAAAGCUCAUUUGAGGUUGGGCCCCACCAACUGCAAAUUCUACAGCUGUUCCCCUUCCAUUUCAAUCGGAGGAGAGUUUGACACAUAGGAUUCAUUAAGGGUAAAAUUGUAUUUUGAAGGAGAUAUUUCUUUUCUUAAAUAGAAAUAGAUAGAUGACGUGGCUGUAACUACCGUUGAAGCUAAAAUGAAUAUACAAUCAUCAUUUAGAAAAGAAUAUUGAAGGCUUAAUAAUAACAAAUUUUACCGUGUUUGGUAACUGAGAGGCAAUGUCUUCUUUUCCAGAUUGAUUUUUUCGCUUUCAUGUAAUAUAUCAUUUAUUCAUUUACACAGUUUAUCACUUUCAUGAGAGCUUACGUAAAGAGAAAGACGUAACGCACAAAGAGAAAGCACGUAAUGUGCAAUGGCAAAGCAAAAAAAAGGUAAUGGUCCCACCCAAAAUAAAAUCUCCUAUUUUUUUAAAGUGGCACAACUUUUUUAUUCGUCCUCCGAUUGUUACAAAAAAUAUACCAAAAUUCAUAACUUUUUAUUACCUUUCAUUUGACAUCAAUAAUGACUAUAUAAAAAUAGAAAAAUGAUUUAACACUUGAAAAAUUACCUGCUUUUUAAAAAUAUAUAUCUUUUUUAUUUGUAUUCCGAUUAUUACAAAAAAUAUAUCAAAAUUCUUAAUUUUUUAUUAUCUCUCCUGUGAAAGCAAUGUUUCAUAUAUAAAAAUAAAAAAUUAAUUUAACACUUCAAAAAGAUACUAUGUACGUAGUAUGUUUCUUCAAAAUACUACUCCCUCCGUCCGAAAAUGAUAAUCCCGUAUUUCCUUUUUGGGAUGUCCCAAAAUGAUGGUCUUGUUUCCCUUUGUGGUAAAGAACAAAAGUGUAUUACCAUUUAUACCCCUCCUUUUUAAUGAACAGUAAAAUAAAGUAAGGUUCUUUAGUCUUUCUUAAUCUUUGUGCCCAAAAGAAACAAGACCAUCAAAUUGGGACAGAGGAAGUAUAACAUUUUUAUUUGUAUUUCAAUUGGUACCUUUCAUAUGACACCAAUGUUGCAUAUAAAAAAUAAAAAAAAUUAUUAACUUGGACAGUUUAUAAUCAUUUUUUAUCUUGCACGCUAUUAAUAUGGAGUGAUGACUUAGAAUGAAAUAGCAUAAACUCUCGCGCAAAGAAUAAAAUAAGUAAAUACAAGUGAUGGAGUUUUUAUAAUUUUAUCUUAAUCUACCAGUCCCGAUUGAUUGUGUGCACGAUAAAAAAUGAUCCUAAACUGGACAAAUUAUUAGAUUUUUGUUUAUUUUGAUAUAUGAAACAUUGCUUUCACAUGAGAGAUAAUAAAAAAUUAAGAAUUUUAAUAUUUUUUUUUGUAAUAAUCGGAAUACAAAUAAAAAAGAUUUUUUUUUUUUAAAAACAGGUAAUUUUUCACGUGUUAAAUUAUUUUUUUAUUUUUAUAUAAUCAUUAUUGAUGUCAUAUGAAAGGUAAUAAAAAGUUAUGAAUUUUGGUAUAUUUUUUGUAACCAUCGAAAUAAAAAUAAAAAAGUUGUGGCACUUUAAAGAAAAAAGAGAUUUUAUUUUGGGUGGGACCAUUACCUUAUUUUUUUUUGCUUUGCCAUUGCACAUUACGUGCUUUCUGUUUGCGCGUUACCUAUUUCUCUUCACCGCCACUUGAAGUGACGGUUCUCUAACUCAGAUGGAGCGAGGUAGACAUUAUGUAGAUAUGGGUAACUUCCAACGCAACAGAAGGAAGGAGAUUGUGAAAGGACACCCUACUUCGCGAGACAAAGGUAAAGGACAUGUUGGGUCUUCUUCUCAAAGCCGAGAUGAUUUUGAAAUGGAUUACCAACAGAGAUAUGCGAUGUCCGACGAGCAACUGGCUCAAUUGUUGGCAUAAGGACAUGAGCGGGUUUACCAACAAGAAGACAUUCAUUAGCUCGAGGAUGAUGACAAGGAGGAAAAGGCGACGAGAAAACCCAAGAUGAGGAGGAGGAACAAGGCGCCAAUUCAUCCCAACCCGGUAAGAUAGAUAAAUCUCUUGUUAUGGAACUUGAUUUUGAUAAGUUUAAGGACCCGGAAGAUGGAAAAUGGUAAGCAACUUGCAAACAUUGUAAGAAAAAUAUCAGCUUGGGGAUUUCGCAAGGAUGUGGUGGCGCUCAUAGGCAUUUGAAGAGCAAGCACCCCCACGGAGUGGGCGAAAGUGAAAGGCAAGGGGACACAAACACAAAUAUCGAGAAUGAGAUGACUUUGAUGUUCUCAAAUGGAGAAAGGACAAAGAAGGAAUGUUCCCAAUUUUAUCGAAGACGGCGAAGCAAAUGCUAUCAAUGUCGGUGUCAACUGUCAACAGUAGCUGUAGAACAAGAAUUUAGUCAAGCUGGCAACGUCCUAACGGAUUAUAGAACGAGAUUGAGGGUACAAUCUCUUGACACGCUUCCACAAUUGGUUAAAGGCCAGCGUAGAACUCAAGAAGUUUGCAUCGCCCCCGACCGUCAGUUCAUGGAGGAAACAACAACCGACGCUGGCGAAGAUUCCGACAGAUUUUUAGCAAAUGCAUUUGAAAUAAAUAUACAUUUAAGUUUUAAAAAUUUUCUCAAUUCUCAAUUGUACUUCAUAUUUAAAAUAAAUGGGUUUAAUGCACCAAACCCCCUCGUGAAAUAUAAAAUCGACGCAUUAGCCCUCUGUGAUUUAAAAAAUGCGUCAAACCCCCCUGUGUUAUAAUCAAUCAUGUGCAAAAACCCCUCUAAGAACAAAUUUUACAAUUUUGAAAUCACUUUUUUUAAUAGUAUGGUUGAAUAUGCAAGUAACUUUGUCAAAAUUUCUAAAUUAUACAAAAAAACUAAUCAUUUUUCUUUUUUUUGAGAAAUUAAAUUUGUUCUUGGAGGGGGUUUGGCG
Molecule: messenger RNA, 3289 nt
Organism: Cuscuta epithymum
Lineage: Eukaryota; Viridiplantae; Streptophyta; Magnoliopsida; Solanales; Convolvulaceae
Source: the annotation of a GenBank genome assembly